This is a messenger RNA of Nannospalax galili (Upper Galilee mountains blind mole rat), 3396 nucleotides long. It is a transcript of the gene Rdh10, whose product is annotated as retinol dehydrogenase 10. NCBI's taxonomy places the organism in Eukaryota, Metazoa, Chordata, Mammalia, Rodentia, Spalacidae. The transcript has 6 exons. The record is from RefSeq and is a predicted model, not a curated record. Gene Ontology annotation, molecular function: oxidoreductase activity, acting on the CH-OH group of donors, NAD or NADP as acceptor. Bases 223 to 1248 code for a protein of 341 amino acids. Gene Ontology annotation, cellular component: lipid droplet.
GCCAGCAGGAGGCGCCGAGUCCGGCGGCGGGCACAGCCUGGGGCCACCACGCCGAGCCUGGGCGGGAGUGGCCCGGCGCACUUGAGCCCCGAGGGCACCUCGGGCUGCAGCCUUAGAGUCCCGGCCGCUGUGACAAGCGUCCCCGGGACCUGGAGCUGUGCUGCCUGGCGCGGGGAGGGUGCGGGCACGGUGCUGGGUUCGUGCGGGGCCCCGGGCGUCGCAAUGAACAUCGUGGUGGAGUUUUUCGUGGUCACUUUCAAAGUACUGUGGGCGUUCGUGCUGGCUGCGGCGCGCUGGCUGGUGCGACCCAAGGAGAAGAGCGUGGCCGGCCAGGUGUGCCUCAUCACCGGCGCGGGCAGCGGCCUGGGCCGCCUCUUCGCCCUGGAGUUCGCCCGGCGUCGGGCGCUGCUGGUGCUCUGGGACAUCAACACGCAGAGCAACGAGGAGACGGCGGGCAUGGUGCGCCACAUCUACCGCGACCUGGAGGCGGCCGAUGCCGCCGCUCUGCAAGCUGGGAAUGGCGAAGAAGAAGUCCUACCCCACUGUAACUUGCAGGUCUUUACCUACACCUGUGACGUGGGAAAGAGGGAAAAUGUCUACCUGACCGCUGAAAAGGUCCGUAAGGAGGUUGGUGAGGUCUCGGUCCUGGUCAACAAUGCUGGCGUGGUCUCUGGACACCACCUUCUGGAAUGUCCUGAUGAGCUCAUUGAAAGAACCAUGAUGGUCAACUGCCACGCACACUUCUGGACCACUAAGGCCUUUCUUCCGACAAUGCUGGAGAUUAAUCAUGGCCAUAUUGUGACAGUUGCAAGUUCCCUGGGCUUGUUCAGCACUGCUGGAGUUGAGGAUUACUGUGCCAGUAAAUUUGGAGUUGUAGGUUUUCAUGAAUCUCUGAGCCAUGAACUAAAGGCUGCUGAAAAGGAUGGAAUUAAAACAACCUUGGUUUGCCCUUACCUUGUAGAUACAGGCAUGUUUAGAGGCUGCCGAAUCAGGAAGGAGAUUGAGUCCUUUUUGCCCCCUCUGAAGCCUGAUUACUGCGUGAAGCAGGCUAUGAGGGCCAUACUCACUGACCAGCCCAUGAUCUGCACCCCCCGCCUCAUGUACAUCGUGACCUUCAUGAAGAGCAUCCUUCCUUUUGAAGCAGUUGUGUGCAUGUAUCGGUUCCUCGGAGCGGACAAGUGUAUGUAUCCCUUUAUUGCUCAAAGAAAGCAGGCCACAAACAAUAAUGAAGCGAAAAAUGGAAUCUAAGAGUCUUUGUAUGGAGUGCCAUUUCUAUCAGAAGACAAACAGGAUGGUUCAGUCCGCGCACAUUAGCAGUACUGACAUUCUCUGGAUUCUAACCCCAUGUUGACUUUUUUUUCUAAUCAACUUUUUUAAAAAAAUAAUAAUAAAGCAUAAAUUAACUGACCUAGAAUACUUGGGAAGUGUGAGCUUAGGUUGUUGCCAACGGGAUCUUUUUAGACAGAACCCUAAAACCGAGUCCAAACCUUACACAAGCACUAUGUAACAUCUUUGGGCUAUCAUUAUUUCUUUAAUGAACAGAAAGUCUAGAAAUGUUAAUUGCAGUAUGUUUCAUGUGUAUGAUUUUUCUGAAUUCCCACAGAGUUCAUUCAUUCUUGUCAUGAGUCUGACUAACUGACAUCCUUACACCUUCAAGGACUCAGAGUGCUGUAUUUUGUUGUGUUCUGGGUUCCCUUCUGCGAUCCUGGGUGGCUUGUUCAUGAUCUCCAUGUUUUUAGCUCUUUUAAAGAGGAAGUUUUCAACCUCCAUCAGUUUGAGUCAGUGCUGAAUAGCACAGUGAAGGCCAUCAGCUCUUUUUUAAACUUGCAAUGACUAAAAUAUUAGUUGGUUUCUAAAUUUAAUCUAUGAAAUACUUGGCUAAGUGUCUAGAGACCUGAUGACCCAAACAAUUAUGUUUUCUACCAUGGAUUUUGCUGCAUAUAGAAAGUGUCCUUUCCUUGGGGAGCUGCUGCAUUCAUGUUCAUGGGUGGACUGUCAUCUAGAAAGCAUAGCAGCUCUGCAAAGGAACAGUUUCUGAGAAUGGGAAUUUCUGCAUUAAAAAGUCCCCAUAUUUGUGCCAACUCUGAUUAGUGACAGGGACAAAUUUUACAGUAUAGAGUAUGUGUGGAAAGGGUAAAGAUUCCUUUGAAAGAUUAUUCACAUUGUAGAACAGCAAAUGACAUUUUUACAGUAUUUUUUUGUAAAGCAAACUAUUUUGUGCCUUGAAUUUGGUAUAUGUGUAUUAGUGAAACAUUGUAAAAGUGAAUUUCUACCUCUGUAUCUAAAUGUGCACCAUCCACUUGUAAAUUACUAUGAACUAUUAUGUGAUUGCCUUUUUUUUUUAGAAUGUCUUGUUUAAAUAGUGACCAAUGUUUAAUGCUAUUAAAAUAAGCCAACUUUUACUAAUUGGGAAGUUUUAUAAAGGAUUGAUUAAUUAAACUUAAAGGAUUAACUUACAUAACUGUGUGAUUGUUAGUUGACAACAACAUUGUGAGGAAAAUUAUUGUGGGUUGCUUUUGUUUCUCCCCAUGCCCUAUCUUGAUUUAGUCAAAGAAAAAUGUUUGAAUGGAAUACCAUUUGGGAACAAAUAAAAAGCAUGGGUGUGGUACCUUGUACUCCAGUCUCCAGUGUUAACAUCUGCCUACAGUAGGUAGUUCAUUAAGAGCUUGCUUAUAGGGCUGGAAAGAUGGCCCAGUGGUUAAGAGCAUUUUCUGCUUUUCCAGAGAGCCAGAGUUCAAGUCCUAGCACCCACAUGAGGUGACUCACAACCACCUAUAUGGCUGCAAGGGAUCCAGUGCUGCCUUCUGCCUUCUAAGGGUAUCCAUACACAUGCACACAUGAAUACAAAUAAAUCUAAAAGAGAAUCAAAGAGCUUGCUUACAAUGGGGAAGCAGAAAGAGUCACAUUGCUUGUGUUAUUUGGCUGUGCUGCUGUUCAAGGAUCCCACAUUCAGGAAAGAUCCUGGCUCACAGCUGAUACUCUCAAUGCUGGUCUUAAGGAAGAGCUUCAUUGUGUGUUUGAACUUCUCUUUAUAACCACACCUUGAGGGCAUUGUAACAGUGGAGACAUAGGCUGCCACUUAAUUUUCAAUUGUGGAUUUAAAUAAGUGCUUUGAGAUAUUGUCAUGACUGUGGAGUUGGGACAGCUGUGUUCAGGAUAUCCAGAUCUCUUCCCAGCUAGCCUGGAGCACACAAAAAACAUCCCAGAGAAAUCCAAUUUAAUGGCCCAGAUACCCACCUUAAAGCCAAGAAAGCUCUUCUUCACUUUUAAUUUUGUCUUCAUGUGUUGAAAUAAUCUAUUUCUAUUUUUGUUUUUUGGGUUUUUGGUUGUUGUUAUUGUUGUUUUUGCCCUUAUAAAGUGGUCCAUCUCCAAGUUCAAUAAACCUAAUUCAUUUAA